This is a messenger RNA of Leptomonas pyrrhocoris, 956 nucleotides long. Its product is annotated as putative vacuolar type h ATPase subunit. The transcript has a single exon. Gene Ontology annotation, molecular function: proton-transporting ATPase activity, rotational mechanism. The record is from RefSeq and is a predicted model, not a curated record. Lineage: Eukaryota; Euglenozoa; Kinetoplastea; Trypanosomatida; Trypanosomatidae. Bases 363 to 956 code for a protein of 197 amino acids. Gene Ontology annotation, biological process: proton transmembrane transport. Gene Ontology annotation, cellular component: proton-transporting V-type ATPase, V0 domain.
GUUUCUGUGGGUUUUUGUUUCGUUCGUUGCGAGUUCUUUGUGCCUUGACGGUGAAGUAGAAGCCCUGCUUCUUCUUCUUUCCUUCUCCUUCGGUGCCGGUCGUAAACCCGUUUGCUGUAACGCAGUGGGAGAAAAAGAAGAAAAAACUUGAUUGCUGUGAGCGCGUUUUGAGACGAAAUUGGCCCUUCUCUUUCAAACGACUUUUACCGAAUACGCAGCUCAUAGCCGCUACGCCUUCUUCUUUACCUUCGUAUCGUCACAUCUAAAUCAAUCAGCGCGCUGCGAUUUCUCUCCCUCUCUUCGUGGUUGUCUACAGGCUUUCCCUUUCCUCGCGUCCUUUGCAACACUUCUAGUGCAGGACCAUGCUUGUUUCUCCCGUCAAGGUUGUCAGCACCGUGUGCGUGUUGGUAGCUGCCGGUGCGGCGGUGGCCCACGGCGUCGCGAGCGACGAGGCGUGUCUCGCCGUCAUGUACCCGCAGAGUGCCAGCUUCUUUGGUGCCAUGGGUGCGACCAUCGCCCUCGUCUUCGCCAACUUGGGCUCCGCGUACGGGGCGGCCAAGUCCGGCGUUGGCGUCGCCUACCUCGGCCUCACGGCUCCUGAAAAGAUCAUGCGUGGUAUUGUACCGGUGGUCAUGGCGGGUAUUCUCGGCAUCUACGGCCUGAUUAUCGCCGUCAUCAUCAACAACAACAUUCACAGCGACGACAACUCCUACUCUGCCUACGCCGGUUACCUGCACCUUGGCGCUGGCUUGGCGGCGGGGCUGGCGGCUCUCGGCGCGGGCCUGUCCAUCGGUGUCGUUGGCGACACAGCCGCCCGUGCCUACGGUAAGCAGGAUCAGAUCUUCGUGGUCAUGGUGCUGAUGCUGAUUUUCUCGGAGGCGCUGGGUCUGUACGGGCUCAUUAUUGCGCUGCUGAUGAACAACCAGGCCAACCGUUACACGGACCUGUGCCGUUAA